This is a messenger RNA of Mesocricetus auratus (golden hamster), 3007 nucleotides long. RefSeq names its product adrenoceptor beta 3 (gene Adrb3). Gene Ontology annotation, biological process: adenylate cyclase-activating adrenergic receptor signaling pathway; norepinephrine-epinephrine-mediated vasodilation involved in regulation of systemic arterial blood pressure. Gene Ontology annotation, cellular component: membrane. The record is from RefSeq and is a predicted model, not a curated record. NCBI's taxonomy places the organism in Eukaryota, Metazoa, Chordata, Mammalia, Rodentia, Cricetidae. Bases 973 to 2118 code for a protein of 381 amino acids. The transcript has 5 exons. Gene Ontology annotation, molecular function: beta3-adrenergic receptor activity; epinephrine binding; norepinephrine binding.
CUCCUCUCUCUUUUCCCUCUCUCUCCCUCUCUCUUAUUCAGUGCUGAUCCUCAGGCAUGCUAAGUAUGUGUUCUACCCAUGAGCUACACCCCGAGUCCCCAUUCUUCAUUUUUGGUGUGUCUUUAUUACUCCAGAAUUUGAAUGGGGCCUAUCUAGAACUUUUCUAGGAGAAAUGUGGGUGGGAGGAGCAGUGCAGGAGGGAAAUGGAGACCAGGAGCCCUCAACAUCCCAAGCUACACGAUGCCAGGUCAAAUGAAUGACUCUUGAGACAGGGUGAUGUCCCAGUAACUGGAAAAAAAAAAGAGUGGAGGGGAUCAAAGGGUGAGCAAAAUUGAAGACAGGAAAAGGGACAGACCUCGUCCACUGGGAGAGAUAAGGACAUCGGCCAUAUUGCUUCACAGAUGAGACCUUAGAGUUGGGAGUGGUGGCACACAGGGUUGUAAUCCCAGCACUGGAGAGGUUGAGGCAGAACGAUCUGGGGAUCCAGACCAUUCUGAACAACACAGGAGAUCCUAUCUCAAACAAUAAAAUACCUUAGGGAUGGCAUCGGAGAAGAAGAGGGGCUACCUUGAAUGGUUUUGCUGUCUCGGGAGAGGGUCACCUUCCUUGUUGGGCAAAGGGUAGGGUGGGAGGCUCUCCCUUCCUUUGCAGGGUUGCUGCGGGCCAUGCCAGGAAAGAGCUGCUGAGCUCCAGGAAACCGGUGCUGAGGGAGUGCCAUGGCAGAUGUCCCUCUCUACCCUCCAGUUCCCUCCAGAGGCCUCUCCUCUCCUGACUAUUGGAUGCUGUGCCUUUAAAAGCAGCCACUCCUCCUGGGAUCUAGGGUGUGGGGGUUGAGAUGGAGGGAAGCUGACAGACUUACCCCAGCAACUAGGGAAGAUGGCCCAGGCUGGAGGAGUCGUCCUGGAGUCCUACUGUCCCCUACCCUGAGCCAGGGGGUCAGGGGGAACUUUCCCACCCCAAGCGCGACACGAGAUGGCUCCGUGGCCCCACAAGAACAGUUCUCUGGCUUUGUGGUCAGAUGCCCCCACGUUGGACCCCAGUGCAGCCAACACGAGUGGGUUGCCAGGAGUGCCAUGGGCAGCGGCAUUGGCUGGGACAUUGUUGGCGCUGGCCACAGUGGGAGGCAAUCUGCUGGUAAUCGUAUCCAUAGCCCGCACGCCGAGACUCCAGACCAUAACCAACGUGUUCGUGACUUCGCUGGCCACAGCUGACUUGGUAGUGGGACUCCUCGUAAUGCCGCCGGGGGCCACAUUGGCACUGACUGGCCAUUGGCCCUUGGGAGCAACUGGAUGUGAGCUGUGGACGUCGGUGGACGUGCUCUGUGUAACCGCCAGCAUCGAGACCCUGUGCGCCCUGGCUGUGGACCGAUAUCUGGCUGUCACCAACCCUCUGCGUUACGGCACUCUGGUUACCAAGCGCCGAGCCCGGGCGGCGGUGGUCCUGGUGUGGAUUGUGUCCGCCGCGGUGUCCUUUGCGCCCAUAAUGAGCCAGUGGUGGCGCGUAGGGGCGGACGCCGAGGCUCAGGAGUGCCAUUCAGAUCCGCGCUGCUGUUCCUUUGCCUCCAACAUGCCCUACGCGCUGCUCUCCUCCUCCGUCUCCUUCUACCUUCCGCUGCUGGUGAUGCUCUUCGUCUACGCUCGAGUGUUCAUCGUGGCUAAGCGGCAACGGCGUUUGCUGCGCCGGGAACUGGGCCGCUUCCCACCCGAGGAGUCUCCGCAGACUCUGUCGCGCUCUCCGUCCCCUGUCACAGGCGGGACAAGCGCAGCUCCGGAUGGAGUGCCCUCCUUAGGCCGGCGGCCAGCGCGGCUCCUGCCGCUCCGGGAACACCGCGCCCUGCGCACCUUAGCUGCGGUGGCCGCGGACGGGAGGAGCCACGCGCUGUCACCUUCCCAGCCAGUCCCGCGGGAGCCACCUCAGCCGAGUCCAGGCAGAGCCCGCCACUCAACAGGUUUGACUAUGAAAGUGAGCAGCGAUUUCCCACAUGAAGGACCACCAAGAUCCAGCAAGGAACCUAAAAACAAGAAACGACUCCGUGGAUGCCGGACUUUAGUAAAACCCCUAAUUUCCACUCAGAGUGGGUCCCGCCCCACCUCCGCGGCUGAGAACCUCCACUCUUAGAGCCUGCUGACUAGACUGCAGACGUGAAGGGGAACUCUUACCAAAAACACCUUGACCAAGGCAACGUAUAAAAGGAAGCAGCUAAUUGGGAGCUUGCCUACAGUUUCAGCGGGUGAGUCUGUGGUCAUCAUCCUUUGAAAACACCACCCAUGUAUGUGAUGUGUUUUGUCCCUUUUCAACCACCUGCCACCCCUGCCCCCCCACCCCCGCCCUCCUUCAUCCCCCUCCUAUUCCCACUGGACUGUCUUCAGCAACUCUCCCUUUUACUUCUCCUUCUUUUAUAGUUUGUUUGUUGGAUUUAGUGACUCAUGGAGUAUAAAUGAGUUCUUUGCAAGAGCAUGGGUGGGAGAUUAUUACAUGGGCAAAUUAUCAGUGGCCACAUCACUGAAGAAAAUCACCCCUCCAUGGCCCCAGCAUCAGCUCCUGCCUGCAGUUACUCAAGACAGAAAACAAGCGUGGUCUCCCUGCUUCUCUUUCAAGUGACCCUUCCUCUCAGGGUUCAAGUCUGAGUCUCACACUGGGCUGCAAUCUCACAACCACACCGGGAGAGCGAGGAGGGCGGGGAGCUGCUCUUCCGGGGGGGGGGAUGCCUAUCUCUCUGAUGAGGGCUAAACGUACACAGCUGAUGGACAUCCCUGUUUGAACUUCCUCAGGACUCCCUCAGCACUGGGGCUAGAGAGGUGCCUCAGCAGUUGCUGCCUUGCAGAGGACCCAGGUUCAAUCCCCAGUACUCACAUGGUGGCGGUAGUUCACAACCAUUCACACGUCGAGUUCUAGGGGUCUGGUGCUUUCUUCUGGACUCUGUGGGUACCAGGCACACACAUGGUACACACAGACACAUGCAUGCAAAACACUCACACACAAAAAUAAAUAAAUAAAUAAAGCGAAA